AUGUGGCAGAUUCUGCAGCCGUCCAACCUCGAGGCUGCAGGGUAUCCCACGGCGGACUCGCAGCACCUCGUCAUGCUGGAGAUGGUCAAGAUGAAGGUCAGCAUCAUGGCCCAGGGCGGGGGGUCCACUCUGCGACACGAUCUUCUGGAGCUUUGUGCUGCGCUGCCGCCCCACAUGUCCACAGAGUUGGCGAGUGAUCUCUCAGCGCUGCGCAGGAUUCUCCUGGCGUCUGGUCCAGAUCCUGCUGCGAAGGAGGUGUUGACCGCCGCGCAGGAAGCUUGGACUUCUGUCGAGGACGAGCGCUGGACCAUAUGCUCGUUCGUUCAGGAUUGGCCCGCAGGAUCGAAGCUGAUGACGAAUUGCAAGGCCAUCCUGGAGUCGAAACUGAAGGGCUCCACUCUGCGUGAGCAGGUUCUCGAUAUUCUGGAGGCGGCUCGCGAAAUGAGUCGCAAUAAGGACGUUGCCCUGAUCGAUCGUGUUAUUUCGUCCCAGGCCACCAUGGACAGGAUCGCUGACUUGUACAGCCAGGCCGGGGAGGUGUCCUUUCCGCACCUCCAGGACGAGGAGAUCGAGCAGAAGCUGGGGACCUUCAGCGGGUUUGUCGACAUCGUGGUGUGCGACGCUGGCGAGGCAAUCUUCUUGCGUGUCGCAGAGUGGCUGUCGUCAGACCCGACCGCCGAGCGUCCCGAAUAUUGGCAUGACGACGCAUACAAGACUCUAAAAGAACGCAUUCAGUCAACGGUUCACCGUGCUGGAACACUUCCCAAGAAGACUGAGGCGCUUGAAACGUUUGCGACAUCCAGUCAGGCGUGGAGUGACAUGUGCAGUAUGGUCUCGAGGUUACAGGAGUUCGUCCAGGUCAUAUCAGCGCCAGUCAGCGACGUCAUUGCUGCGAAAGAAGUCCUCUUGCAGUUGAGCGUGAUCCGCGAUGAGCAGCAGAAGAACCUCGAUGUGUUUUUUUGGGAUGGGCACGCUGGUAUCACUGCUCUCAAGAGCGUCAUCGAGCAGCUGGUAGGAUUGCCCAUCGUCACGGAGUCCCGGACGUUAGUCAAGAGCGUGGUGAGUGCUGGCCUUGCUCCUUUGGAGUACGCGCUGCAGUAUGUCUUCAGUGGGUUUCCGUGUGACGACUUCUUGACUGAGUCUUGGUGCGCUGACGUAUGCAAAUCCGACUGGGGGGACCUUGCUGGUAUUUUGUGCCCUGGGCCUGGACCAGCCCCUGCGCCUCCUUGCGUGGCCCCAGGGAUGGAGCAGGCCAUCGCCAGAGCAUUGGGCACGGCAAAUGGAUCAGAAGACGAUACUCUACUGGAGCAGAUUUGGACAGUCAAGAAGGUCGUUACCCUGUGGGCCAGCAUCGUUAUGCUGGUACAGCUAGGCCCGAAACCAGACUGCAAGCGCGACACUCUGAACGUCAUGGCCACUUUCAUGUCACAUCACCACGAUCUGUUGCAAUUGGUUGGGCGAGUUCUCCAGCGCUAUGAGCGCGAGAAUAAGAUCACGUUUGCCGAAGGGUCAUGCGAUUUCUCUCACGAGGACUUCCUGCCUAAUUUCAAGAAGUGCUGGGCCACGCCGCAGCCCGGGCAUGCUGUUGAGUUCGAUGGCAUGGCGAUCCCCGAGGUGGCUUUCAGGUCACUGAAGGAUGCCAGCAAUAUUGUCAACGCUAUUGGCACCGACUGGGCGUCGGCGACGUUGGCAGUGAAGGACAACCUGAAGUCGUGGAUUCCGGAUUGGAAGCCUGUCGAGUCGACUUUGAUGGACAUCCCGAUGCCAGAGAUGACGCGCGCAUUGCUUGCCAAUGAGAAGAACAAGGAGAUAUCAACACAUGCUGCAGCUCUGAAGGAGCGCGCCCAGAUGAUCAAAGACGUGAAAUUGCCGCCUGGGUACGCCAUCUUGUAUCCGGCCGAGCUUCAGGAGUGCAUCGACGUGGCGGUGCUGGGGAUCGUCACCGUGUCACUGACGUUCUCGCUGUACAGUGUGCACUUCCACAUCAAAGGGCUGACGGGGCCGAGGAAGCGCAAGGACGCGGCCGAGCAGGUGAACAAGCAGCUCAAAGACAAGGGCGUCUGGGCGAGCCUUCCGCCCUGCGUCGCCCGCGCCCUCGAGCAGGUCGAGUCCAGCGGCGUGCUCGACCACUACGACUAGCCAGGUCAGUAGGUGGCAGUCGUCCCGGCGAUGUGGGCGUGUGCCGCGGACGCGUGCACUAUGUUGUAGUGCAUCCGGAGAAGGA
Molecule: messenger RNA, 2224 nt
Organism: Prorocentrum cordatum
Lineage: Eukaryota; Dinophyceae; Prorocentrales; Prorocentraceae
Source: the annotation of a GenBank genome assembly